Messenger RNA from Echinops telfairi (small Madagascar hedgehog), 3002 nucleotides. It is a transcript of the gene SLC4A1, whose product is annotated as solute carrier family 4 member 1 (Diego blood group). Gene Ontology annotation, cellular component: basolateral plasma membrane; plasma membrane. Gene Ontology annotation, biological process: transmembrane transport; bicarbonate transport; monoatomic anion transport. Lineage: Eukaryota; Metazoa; Chordata; Mammalia; Afrosoricida; Tenrecidae. Gene Ontology annotation, molecular function: solute:inorganic anion antiporter activity; bicarbonate transmembrane transporter activity; monoatomic anion transmembrane transporter activity. The transcript has 20 exons. The coding region runs from base 135 to 2885 and encodes 916 amino acids. The record is from RefSeq and is a predicted model, not a curated record.
ACUGCUGGCUGCAGGAGUUUGCCACCGAGGGACCCUGAGACUCCACCUGAGGAGGAUCGUGAACAGGGACCCGCCGGGCGGGUUAUGCUGGGGACUUGAGUUGCGGCUGACAACUGGACACUCAGGACCGCACCAUGGGGGAUCUGCAGGACUAUGAGGAGGUGCUGGAGGAGAUAAUGGUGGAAGAGGCGUAUGAAGACCCAGAAAUCAUCGAACCCCAGAUAGAGGAGCCAGCAGUGCACCUCACCGAGCCAACAGCCACAGACUACCACACCACAUCGCCCCCAGGAACCCACGAGGUCUAUGUGGAGCUGCAGGAGCUGGUGAUGGAUGAGAAGAACCAAGAACUGCAGUGGAUGGAGGCAGCACGCUGGGUGCGGCUGGAGGAGAAUGUGGGGAAGGAUGGAGCCUGGGGCCACCCACACCUGCCGUACCUCACCUUCUGGAGCCUUCUGGAACUGCAGAGAACCUUUGCCAGGGGCACUGUCCUCCUGGAUCUGCAGGAGUCCUCACUGGCCGGUGUGGCCAACCAGCUGCUGGACAGGCUGAUCUACGAGGAGCAGAUCCGGCCGCAGCACCGAGAGGAACUGCUUCGGGCCCUGCUGCUCAAGCACAGUCAUGCUGGAGAUGUGGAGGCUCUGGGGAGUAUGAAGCCCGCGGUUCUGACACACUCUGGGGAACCCUCGCAGCCCCUGCUCCCCCAAACCCCCUCACUGGAGAUCCAGCUCUUCUGUGAGCAGGGUGAGGAGGGCACAGAAGGGCGCUCCUCAUCCGGAAUUCUGGAAAAGAUCCCUCCGGAUUCAGAGGCCACCCUGGUGCUCGUGGGCCAAGCCGCCUUCCUAGAGCAGCCGGUGCUGGGCUUUGUGCGGCUGCAGGAGGCGGUGGAGCUGGACGCCAUCAAGCUGCCCGUGCCUGUACGCUUCCUCCUCGUGCUGCUGGGCCCAGAGAGUCCCCACACAGACUACACCCAGCUAGGCCGAGCUGCUGCCACCCUCCUGUCAGAGAAGGUGUUCCGCACAGAUGCUUACCUGGCCCAGAGCCGGGGGGAGUUGGUUCACUCCCUGGAAGGGUUUCUGGACUGCAGCCUGGUGCUGCCGCCCACGGAUGCCCCCUCUGAGAAGGCCCUGCUCAGCCUGGUACCAGUGCAGAAGGAGCUGCUGCGAAGACGUUACCUGCCCAGCCCCACUAAGCCAGACCCCAAGUUCUAUAAGGGCUUAGACCUAACUGGGGGUGAAGGAGGGCCUGGUGGCCAAGACGACCCUCUAAAGCGGACAGGCUACCUCUUCGGGGGACUGGUUCGGGAUGUGCGACGCCGCUACCCCAAGUACCUGAGCGAUAUCACUGAUGCACUCAGCCCCCAGGUCCUGGCUGCCGUCAUUUUCAUCUACUUUGCCGCCCUGUCACCCGCCAUCACUUUCGGUGGCCUCCUGGGAGAAAAGACCCAGAACCAGAUGGGCGUGUCGGAGCUGCUCAUCGCCACGGCCGUGCAGGGCAUCCUCUUCGCCCUGCUCGGGGCUCAGCCCCUGCUCAUCGUUGGCUUCUCGGGACCCCUGCUCGUGUUCGAGGAAGCCUUCUACUCGUUCUGUGAAAGCAACGGCCUGGAGUACAUCGUGGGCCGCGUGUGGAUCGGCUUCUGGCUCGUCCUGCUGGUGGUACUGGUGGUGGCCUUCGAGGGCAGCUUCCUGGUCCGAUUCAUCUCUCGCUACACCCAGGAGAUCUUCUCCUUCCUCAUCUCCCUCAUCUUCAUCUAUGAGACCUUCUCCAAGCUGCUCAAGAUAUUCCAGGACCACCCACUGCAGCGGAACUAUGACUACAAUGUGGUCGUGGACCCCAAGCCCCAGGGCCCCCUGCCUAACACAGCCCUCCUCUCCCUUGUACUUAUGGUUGGCACCUUCUUCUUUGCCAUGAUGCUACGCAAGUUCAAGAACAGCUCCUACUUUCCUGGAAAGUUGCGCAGGGUCAUCGGAGACUUUGGAGUUCCCAUCUCCAUCUUGAUCAUGGUCAUGGUGGAUUCUUUCAUCCAAGAUACCUACACCCAGAAACUCAAAGUGCCCAAAGGUCUCACAGUAUCUAAUACCACGGCCCGGGGCUGGUUCAUCCACCCAAUGGGCUUGCGUUCUCACUUCCCCAUCUGGAUGAUGUUCGCCUCGGCCCUGCCUGCCCUGCUGGUCUUCAUCCUCAUCUUCCUGGAGUCCCAGAUUACCACGUUGAUUGUCAGCAAGCCGGAGCGUAAGAUGGCCAAGGGCUCUGGCUUCCACCUGGACCUGAUGCUGGUUGUGGGCAUGGGCGGGGUGGCCGCCCUCUUUGGGAUGCCCUGGCUCAGCGCCACCACCGUGCGUUCUGUCACCCACGCCAAUGCUCUCACUGUCAUGGGCAAGGCCAGCGGCCCUGGGGCCGCAGCCCAGAUCCAGGAGGUCAAGGAGCAGCGCAUCAGUGGGCUCUUGGUCUCUGUGCUUGUGGGCCUGUCUAUCCUCAUGGAGCCCAUCUUGUCCCGGAUCCCCCUGGCUGUGCUGUUCGGCAUCUUCCUCUACAUGGGAGUCACGUCCCUCAGUGGCAUCCAGCUCUUUGACCGCAUCUUGUUCCUGUUCAAGCCGCCCAAAUACCAUCCGGAUAUGCCCUACGUCAAGCGGGUGAAGACCUGGCGCAUGCACCUGUUCACGGCCAUCCAGAUCAUCUGCCUGGUUGUGCUGUGGGUGGUGAAGUCCACCCCCGCCUCGCUGACCCUGCCCUUCGUCCUCAUCCUCACGGUGCCCCUGCGGCGCUUUCUGCUGCCCCUCAUUUUCCGGCCAAUAGAGCUCCAGUGUCUGGAUGCUGACGAUGCCAAAGCGACCUUCGAUGAGGAGGAAGGCCUGGAUGAGUAUGACGAAGUGCCCAUGCCCGUGUGAGGGUUGGGCCCAGGCCGGGCGCUCCCUUCUACCGCCCCUCUGCCGCGAGCGACCCUGGGCAAAUCGGAAGUUCUGGGCACCUCAUGGUCUCCUGGGCCUCCUCCUGGGCAGCAGCUG